UAAAUAAGGGCGGCAAAGAAAUAAAACCCUCAAAGCCAACAAAAACCUCUCGUUACAGAACGGAGAAACAGAAACCCAAAGGGUCGGCGUUACAGUCUCUUUGUCUAUCUCUCUCUCUUUUACGAUUCUCCUUAAUUCUUUGACCAAAUUCCAUGGCUUUCUGGGGUGGGUUCACUGGUUCCUUUGCUUUUAACAAUCACGGAUUGAGAGUUGAAGUGAAGCCAUCAAAAGCUUUCACUCUUAAGGCUAAUGAAUCAACAGGAAUCAGAAGACUUCACCUUUCCCAGGCGACAUUGGGGCUUGGUAGUGCAACAAACAGAAGUAUUCUUCAGUGUAUCGUUGGGAACAAAAGUCCCCUCUUCUUAUGCGUCUUGACUCCUGAAAAGGUUGAUACUUGCCAACUGAAUCUGGAGUUUGAAGAAGCUGAUGAAGUUAUCUUCUCUGUCAUCGGACCUCGGAGCAUUCACCUCACUGGCUACUUCCUGGGGAAGAGUACCAGUUUUAGGCUAAAUGAUAGUGAAUCGGAGUCAUAUGGAGAAGACAUUGUUGACACAGACAUGGAGAAAGGUAGCAGUGAUGAUUAUGACUACAGUGAUAGUUUCAUAAAUGAUGACGAACCUUGUGGCCGUGGUUCACAUGUGUCUAGUUCUGAUGAUGAUGAAAUAUCUAUUAAGGAGAUGGCAGCUAAAACAAAAGACAAGAAGAAAAAUGGAAAAGGUAGAAGACUAAGGAAGAAGUUUCAAGUCUCUGAUUCAGAAUCGGAUGAAACCUCGGCUAGAGAUGAUGAUUCUAGCAAUGAGGAUUCUGUAGAAAUACUUAAUAAUGGUAAUGAGCACAAAAUCCCGAAGGUUCUUUCUUCAGAGAGUCCUCUGUCUUCAAGGGUUACGAGGUCGAAGGCAAGAAGUUCGACUUUGGAAAAUGUUGAGUCUAAUGCCAAAUGUGAGAAGGCAUCAGAAGCAAGAGCUGAUACCCACAAGACUCUGGAUAAAAGGGAGGAUAAAACAUUGGCUGAUGUUAAACUUCAUCCUCAGAAAGAGUGUGAAAUUGUUUCGAAGAAAAAAAGAAACAAAGAAAAGUCUAAGAGUUCAGCUACAGUUAACUUAGGUGAAGGAGAGGGGAAAAAUAUGCCUGAAAGUCUUCAGAAUGAGAAGCCAGCUACUGACAAGGGGAUCAAAUCAUCAGGUGGUGUAUUACCCUCUCAGAAUGAUGAGGCGAUUCUAUCAAAGAAAAAAAGGAAAAGGGAUAGGAGAGAGGAGACUACAGAUGUCCCAGAAAAUCUAGUUGAAUGUUCUGAGAAGAAGAAACAAGCUAUCGACAAAAUGAAUAGGAACAUUGAGAAAGAACCUGAAGUGACCAUUGAAGAGAUUGAAAAAGGAUCGUUAGAUGGAAAAUCAGCUGUUAAAGGGAAAAAGGUCAGUAUACUCUAUACUGGCAAGUUGAAAGACACCGGGAAAUUGUUUGAAUCAAACUUGGGAGAAGCUCCACUAAGAUUCCGCUUAGGUGAAGAAAAUGUCAUAAAAGGUCUCAGCAUUGGUGUUGAAGGGAUGCGAGUUGGAGAUAAGAGAAGACUCAUAAUUCCGCCAUCCCUCGGGUACUCAAAAAAGGGAUUGAAGGAACAGGUGCCUAAGAAUGCGUGGCUUGUCUAUGAAGUGGAGGCAGUAAAAAUUAGAUGAUCGCAUUGGCUUUUGACCUUUUAAUACAGGCGUAGGGUUUUGCUCCGAGCCAAACUGUUAUGUCACAUGGAAAUUUUCAUUGGCUCCUCCUGCUUCCUGUUUUAUACAGUAUUUUGCUUUUUUUGGGUUUGCUCGAAUCUUACAAAACUCAAAAUUUUCCUGAUUGUUCAUUCAAUAUCAGUGAGUAUUGUUUCCACU
Camelina sativa (false flax) is the source of this 1871-nucleotide messenger RNA. Lineage: Eukaryota; Viridiplantae; Streptophyta; Magnoliopsida; Brassicales; Brassicaceae. The record is from RefSeq and is a predicted model, not a curated record.